Molecule: messenger RNA, 5734 nt
Organism: Lingula anatina
Lineage: Eukaryota; Metazoa; Brachiopoda; Lingulata; Lingulida; Lingulidae
Source: RefSeq, a predicted model, not a curated record
CAUGCUUUGAAGGUUGCCGCCAUCUAAACGAGUUGCUUUGUGAGCGUAGUACAGCACAGUCGGAAUCGAUCAGUCUCCACUAACGUCUACGGAAUAUGUCCCGAAUACGCAGAUACUAUGUAGCAAGAUGAUCAGGGAAGUUUUACUGCUUAUGCAGGUGGUCAUGGUCUUUGCCAGCAAAGAAAAAGCGCUUUUGGAAGUAGUACUUUACGAAACGGCAACAAAUGGCGUUGAAUAUCGGACAUAUACUUACUCCCUGAUCGCCCAUUUUUCUCGGGCCGGUGCGCUGGUGAGCGCAGAGGGACACAUAAUACAGAUGCAUCCAUUGGGCCUGUGUAAUACUGGGGAUGACGAUGAUCUCUACAAGUUUGGCUGGGUGGGUGUGGUCAAACUGGAAGAACCUGAUAUCGAACCAGAGCCCUGUAUGUCAGUGUAUCAAAAGGCAAAACGUGCAAUUCAGCGAGGGGCCACAGCAGUUGUCUUUGAUAUCACAGAUAAUCCCCAUGCAGCAGCAGAGCUCAAAAAACACCAUGAAGAUGGUCUGCCAAUCUUAGAGCGCCCAGUCCUUACUAUAGAAAAGAAAGAAGCCACAAAACUCAUGAAAAUUGUAAAUACGCAGAAAGUGGCAAGAGCAAGGAUAGUGAGGCAUAUUCAUCCUCAGAAAGUUUCAGAAGAGCAGGCAGCCACUGACAAGGAAUUUUUUCACAUGGGCAUCUUGCUGGCAGUCGUAGUACUCUUCUGUAUAGUCUGCUUGGUAAUUAUUUUAAAGCUGAAAUGGAAGAACAGGUCAGCGGAGGCAUCUCUCACAGAACUUUCCAAAAGGGCUAUUGCCAGGCUAGAGACCAGAAAGUUUAAGGGUUUGGGCAAGCAUACAGAGAGUCUGGGAAGUCAUCCAAACCAACACAGGCCCUCCCCCUCCCGCACAGUUACACCAGACCUCUACAGUCUAAGCUCAAGCGCUGACGCACAAUGUGCAAUCUGCUUGGAAGAAUAUAAGGAUGGGCAGGUAUUACGCCUGCUUCCAUGUAACCAUGAAUUCCACAAGGCCUGUGUGGACCCUUGGCUGCUGGUCAACCAUACCUGUCCACUCUGUCUUUUUGACAUUUUGGAUUGCCUGAAACCCACAGGUUCAAACAGUUCAACACUGGAGUGUCAGCAAGGUUCCCAAAAUGCUCCCGCACCUCGUGUGGACUUGGCAAGAACAAAUAGUGUUAUUUCUCUCCCAGCCCACAUAACAGUGGCUCUAACCCCACACGCAAUGGAGGGUGCCAGUCACUCUCAACACCACGCCAGAAAUAAUAUGCAAGUCAUGGUCAGUAGACACUCUGGUCAGACGUCAACUGGCCAGGCCUUUCAUAAUUCAUACUCAAACAGAACUUACGAAAAUGUGUACAGUCCAUACUCCCCGCAGCAACAACAACAACAGUAUCAACAGCCACCAGAUAAUUAUUUACAAAAAGAUGUCAGCACAAAAACCUCUAUUCAAAGAGCUGAUAAGUAUCACAGGACUGCAGGCAGCCAAACUGGCAAUGUGGCAUCCCCCUAUCACCAAAGACGGAAUUCAAAUUCAUAUUCAGGAAGUAAAGUCACUGGUGAUUCAGUGAAUACUUACUCCCCUUGUACUCGGACGUUGUUUCUUGCCAAUGCCAGCAGCGGGCAUCAUAACUCGGUGAGUAAGCCCCAGACUAUGAAAUCGGGGGAGCAUGCUUCAUCCAGCAUGGCUUCCCCAUACACAAGAACUAAGGAUGUCCACAGUUCCUGUGGAAAACAUAGAACUCAACGGAAAAUGGGAGUUUGCCAUUCCCAUGCUGCAUCCAAUUAUAAUAAAGACUCAGUUUCGACUACACAGAGUUCUGCCACAAGAGGGCAGUUUGGAGUGGCUACGCCUACAACAUGUCAAAGGUCGCUGUGUAAUGGUAGUAAUAGCAAACGACCAGUUUCUGUGCCAGUGUGUAAUAAUAAUACAAAUAGCAGAAGUUCUGCUGAGAUUAUUUUGUCAGAACAGGAAUGUGAUUAUAACUCAAACAAUGAUAUCAGUAAUCAGAGCACAUAUGGAAGCUCUGACACUGUCCCAAGUGAUGUCAGUAGUUACAAUUCAAAUAUUUAUUAUGAUUCCUCAGCGGAAAAGAAGAAAAAGGCACCUCCUAGGUUGCCACCUAUUCAUCUAAGGCCCACCUGUGCCAUGGGUGAGCACGUGUGUUCAAAACCUAACUGUAAAAGAGUGCAGGAAAUUCGGUUCAGUUGCAGCAGUUGUUCCUCAGGAGAGCAUGAACCCUCAGUACAUUUACAUCACCACAGACAUCAUCAACAACAGCAACAAAAACAACUAGAGGAACAAUCCGAGAAACCUCCAGCUGUUCCCCCAAGACCUCAUCGGACAUAUAAGCAGAAAGCUGGAACUGGAAGUAACAAUUAUAAAAAUUAUCCGUCAAAUGAACACGAGCAGUCCGAUUCCUCACACUAUUCAUUCUCUGGGACCACCCCUAGUCCUAUAGUCAGUGAUGAUUCAGAUGGAGCAGUGCCAGCUGCUCUGUUGGCACAGCAGUUGGAAAUUCAUCGGAACUUGAACCAAGCACAACUUGUCAACAACAAUAAUGGUAACAAUAGCACUACAGCACAGUGUACGUGCCCAAGUGUUCUGGGGCCACAAAUCUUACCUGGAGUGGUCUCCUACAUGUGCACGCAGCACGAAAUAACAUACAGUAUCCCUACAGGUUUGCAGUCCAAUGAGGUUCGGUUUGUUCGCCAGGGGGAGCAGCUGUGUCAAGUUCAUAAAAUGGCAACAGGGGGAGGUGCUCAAAUGUUACCUCUUCCCUCCAGACUGAGUCACCUCUGUCUUUAUCCUCAUCAUUGUCAAAUCCACAGCCAAAGCCUCUUACAACAACAACAACAAACUCUACCACUCCUUAUUGCACAGUUUCUUCUUCUCGUACCUCUUCAGCCACAAUCCAAGCAGGCACCUCAAGGCGCCUCUCGCACCCUCAUUUGUCUUAUCAGACCACUCCAACCAUAGAAGAGGUGACAGAAGGGAUGGAGGAUGGACCAGAUAUUCAGCAUCAUGAUGGUGGUGAUGAGCACGAGGAAGAAGAUGGAGCCGCCAUCACUUCUGCCAGCUCACAGCCCUCGUGCAGCUGUCCCAGGUGCCAAAGAGAGACAGUUCCCAGGAAAUCCAUUGUUGUUUUCUCUGAACCACAAGGAACCAUUAUUACAAUUCCUUUAGAGCAACAUGAAGACUAUGAUCCAGUAGAUGGAGUAUGACCUUUGAUGACCUGUAAUGACCUCUGACCUCCUCUUGCAGUAUUCAUGCACAUCACACCCUGACACAGAAAUAUUUAUUUUUGUACAUAAGAUUUAGUUCCGUAUCAGUCAGAAGGAAAAAUCAAAUCCCAAAAGUGUUUACCAGUACAGUAUUAUUUAUGACUUUACGCAGCAAAUCUUUAUUUCAAAACAUAGUUUAGUGUACUUUUUUCUUUUAGAGACAUAUGCUAGAUAAAGCAUAAAAUCAAAUGAUGUUUUCUUGGUGCUAUCAAGUCACAAAAGAAUAGGUCAAUUAAAAAUACUCUAUAUUAGAGUGUUCCACUAACACAUUGGCCAAGUAGCGUCAGUCUGAAUAUGCAAAUUAUAUUUUGGAACCACAUCAAAAAAAGACUUUGAGUUUAACUACUGUUGAUUGAUAUGUAUGAAAAAUGGCUGUGCACAAAUGUUGAUUGUACAUUUUUUAUUAUGUGAUCCAUUUUAUGAAGAUAGCAGAAAUAUCAAGAAAAAACAAAAAUGAAAUAUUGUUAAUUAAUAAUUUGAAGUGUUCAAAAGAUGGUGUAUUGCUGUGUAGCUUGGAUGAUGUGUAUUUAUAGAUCCUUUGGUAUCAAAUAUUAGCGCUUGUUAUAACAGUGUCAGUUAUAGUUCUGAGAAAAUUGUUAUACCACACCAUCUAUAUCAGCAUUGUUAAGUCUUACAGUGUAACAUAUCUGUAGCUUAUGUGGCAAAGUUUACCACACUUGCUCUUCCAGAUCAUUUCUGCCCAAGAAUGUAGAACCAAGAAUGCAGUGAACAAAGACUCAGAAUCCAUGGAAAAUGGGCUUGAAAAUUUUGCCGCUUUAAUAUCUGUUAGUUUGUUAGUUCAUCAAUUUUCAUUAAUUUUUAUGUAUGGUCAUGCAGUAACCUCUUAAUUUAUUAACCUCUACACUUUCUUUCUUAAUUUAUGAUUCUGUAUUUGCCAAGAUAGAUUAAAAUGCCACAAAUUUCCCAACCUGUGUAGUUAGAGAAUACAGGGUAGUGUAGUGUAAAAUAUGUCAACUGUUCUGCUGAUUGCUGCUCAACUGUUUGUACAAAUUAUCAGUGUACAGUUUGAUUACUGUUGUUUGUAUGUUGUGUAUGUUGAAUAUAGUAUCUGUACAUAGAUUAUUUAUUUGAAUAAUUGAAACUAAGAUAUUUCUUUUCAUAUGUAGCAGUGUAGAGGAAGGGAGAAUCAAAAACUAACCACAAUAAUGGCUUUACAGGCAGUAUUGUUGUGAUUUGUUAUACCAUUUAUGAAAAAAACUCUGGUGGGUUUAACAGAAUUCAACAUACUUGUCCUCUUAUAUCCAGAGUCGACUUUGAAGUGGACUAAAACUUCAAUCAGAAAUUUAGAUAUGUCAAGUCUAGAAAAAGUUAUCACUCUCAUAACUGAUUGAAAGUCUUGGUAUUCUGUCAUAUUAAACUGUGAUUGCUUACAUAAUUGGUCUGACAAGAUGCCCUUUAGUCCUUGUUUGUGAUGGUACAAAUAACAUACUUUACUAUAACUUUCUAUGUAUUGGAAUUUUCUCUUAUUUGUGAAUUUAAACCUGGCUUUUUAUUACAACUCCAAACUGCUGAAUCUGUCAAAACCUGAGUAGACCAAGAUUAAGAGGUUGGCAGGAAAGUAACUACUUCAGCACGACUUAUAAAUUUUAUUUUGAAAGGGUCAAGUAUUUUUUUUUAAACACAGGGAUAAUCAUUUGGUAUCAAUUUAGAAAGUUUGGGAACAUUUUACGGGUGUAUAUUUCUGUGAUUAUUAAGCUUGCAUCAGUUCCUUUUCUAGUCUGUUGUAGAGUCUUAGAGAAAUCCAUUAGUUUUGUUUGUUAGUUGGAGCUGAUCAGACCUCUUUUUUUCUUCUGUUUUUACCCAAAUGAACACAAUAUUAACCUACAUAUUACAACUUACAGGGUAUAUAGCAUCUGUGAAAGUAAUAUGUCAUUGUUGCAUGUCAAGAAAUGACAAACAGGACGCUGAAAAUGUUCAUCUAAUACACAUCAAAGUGGAUGUUCACGAAAAGUGAACUCCAUUUAAGUCAAUACAAUUUGGGUAACAGUUUGCAAACAUUUACUACCAGUAUCAGGAAAUGUAACGCACGUUUAAGCCAUGUUACACGGCAUGUGCUCACAAUAUCUGAAGUUGUAAAAAAAAACAUUAGGUCAGUGUAGAAUUUGCUACUUAAGUCUACAGGAAAAAAAAAACGUGUGCCACCAGAAGUUUAUUCUUGUGAAGGUAGCUGAGAGAAAGUCUGUAAAAACUUAGAGAGUCAAAUUAACAAAUUGCUUGGAAAAAUAUUUCUCAGUGUUUGAGAGAUUAGUGAUACCAUAUAUACUGCCUGUAACAGUAAAGUGAGCAGUGUGGGGGUUCUAGCUGAGUACUCCCUACCAGUGUUACUACAUGUGAUGUUAUGAUUCAAGAUAAUCAAAUGAUAUUUAUUUUGAAAUAAAUGAAAAUGUAAAAUAUA